This is a messenger RNA of Fusarium coffeatum, 456 nucleotides long. RefSeq lists its product as uncharacterized. The coding region runs from base 1 to 456 and encodes 151 amino acids. The transcript has a single exon. NCBI's taxonomy places the organism in Eukaryota, Fungi, Ascomycota, Sordariomycetes, Hypocreales, Nectriaceae. The record is from RefSeq and is a predicted model, not a curated record.
AUGUCUGCCAUCCCCACCUCCACCUCGGUCAUCGAGUCCGCCGUCAUCCAGGCCCCCUUCUCCGACGUCUGGCACCUCAUCAAGCUCCAGGACUUCUCCAAGUUCUACUCUGCCCUCGAGUCCAGCGAAUGGGUCAAGGGAUCCUCCCCCGACACCGACAUCGUCAAGUGGACCUUCAAGGACGGCACCGUCCUUGAGGUCAAGCAGGAGGAACACUCCAGCAUCGACCACUACAUCACCUACAGCGUCAUCUCCUCUCAGCCCGCCCUGAGCUACACCUCCGUUGUCAGCACCGUCCGCGCCUACCCCAUCACCUCCGGCCAAAACGAGGGUCAGACUUUUGUCACCUGGAGUGGAAACUUCUCCAGCGAUGCUGAUGCUGGUGUUAUCGCUGAUGCCAAGUUCAAGCGCCGUGAGGCUCUUGCUGACCUUGCCAAGGCUGUUUCCAAGAAGUAA